AAUUUAUCUCCAAAAUUUUACUAUUCUUCUUCUUUUUCUUCUUCGAUGGAAGGGUACAAAAAGCGGGAAGAAAAACAAAGACAAAAACCAAAAUCUGCAGAAUACGAAGCAGUGAUACGUGCAGGCCCACACGUGCGACCCCUCAAACAAGCUCACGCUCAUCUCAUUGUCUCCGGUCGUCACCAUAGCCGAGCUCUCCUCACCAAACUCCUCACUCUCUCUUGCGCCGCCGGUUCCAUCGCCUACACCCGCCGUAUCUUCAUCUCCGUCAUCGACCCCGAUUCAUUUCUCCUCAAUUCCCUCAUCAAAGCUUCCUCCCAAUACGGUUUCUCCCUCGACACCAUAUUUUUCUACCGUCGCAUGCUCUUUUCCCCUCACAAACCUUCCUCCUAUACCUUCACUUCCGUUUUCAAAGCCUGUGCUCAUCUUUCCGCUAUCAAAAUCGGGACCCUUCUUCAUUCCCACGUUUUCGUUUCUGGGUAUGCUUCCAAUCCAUUCGUCCAAGCUGCAAUUGUUGCUUUUUAUGCUAAAUCAAGUGCCUUGUGUGUUGCCCGUAAGGUGUUUGAUGAAAUGCCACAACGGAGUGUUGUUGCUUGGAACACCAUGAUUUCGGGUUAUGACCAAAACGGGCUUGCGAAUGAAGCAAUGACAUUGUUUCGUAAGAUGAAUGAAUCGGGGGUUUCUCCUGAUUCUGCAACUUUUGUUUCUGUGUCAUCGGCUUGUUCUCAAAUUGGGUCUCUUGAAUUGGGGUGUUGGGUGCAUGAUAGUAUAAUUAGUAACGGGAUUCUUGUUAAUGUGAUACUUGGUACCUCGUUGAUAAACAUGUUUUCUCGGUGUGGUGAUGUAAGCAGAGCACGUGCGGUUUUUGAUUCAAUGAGUGAAGAGAAUGUUAUUGCUUGGACAGCUAUGAUGUCUGGGUAUGGUAUGCAUGGUUAUGGUGUUGAAGCAGUGGAGCUUUUCAAUAAAAUGAAAAAAGCAAGCGGGCUUGUUCCUAAUACUGUUACUUUUAUUGCUGUUUUAUCCGCAUGUGCUCAUGCAGGGCUGAUACGGGAAGGGAGACAAAUUUUUGAAAGCAUGAGAGAAGAGUAUGGCGUAGUUCCUGGAGUGGAGCACCAUGUUUGUAUGGUUGAUAUGCUUGGGAAGGCUGGGUUGCUAACUGAAGCAUACAUGUUCAUUAAGGAACUUAGGCCCGAAGAGCUUUUUCCAGCGGUGUGGACUGCAAUGCUUGGUGCUUGCAAGAUGCAUAAGAAUUUUGAUCUUGGGGUGGAAGCUGCUCAGAAUCUCAUUUCUUUAGAGCCAGAGAAUCCUAGCCAUUACGUAUUGCUUUCCAAUAUGUAUGCAUUUGCUGGAAGAAUGGAUAGAGUGGAAUCUGUUAGAAAUGUAAUGAUCCAAAGAGGUCUUAAAAAGCAAGUGGGUUAUAGCUCUAUUGAUGUCAACAAUAAAACUUAUCUUUUUAGCAUGGGUGAUAAGUCCCAUCCCGAGACCACAGAUAUUUACCGGUAUUUGGAUGGGUUGAUGUGGCGGUGCAAGGAAGCGGGUUAUGCACCUCUUCCCGAAUCAGCAAUGCACGAGUUGGAAGAAGAAGAGAGGGAGUAUGCCCUUAGAUACCAUAGUGAGAAGCUUGCAGUAGCAUUCGGGCUGAUGAAAACUAGUCAUGGAACGGCGCUCAAGAUUGUCAAGAACCUUAGAAUAUGUGAAGAUUGUCAUUCGGCAAUUAAGUUCAUCUCUGUUGUGACAAAUAGAGAGAUAAUUAUUCGGGAUAAACUUCGAUUCCAUCAUUUUAAAGAAGGCUCGUGUUCUUGUUUAGAUUAUUGGUGAUGGGAUUUUAAACCUGUGUGAAUCUGAUUAACCAGUGAUUAUUUUGAGAACAAUCUCAUAAGAGAAUGACAGUGUUUUAAUACAUGAAACCAAGCAUGCGUGGGCAAUAAUACAAUAUGGCACGCUAAACAAAGGUUACAGGAGUGGUUAACUUAUGAGUUCACCAUACGUGAUUCUGAUUUUGCUGCAAAUUGGUGCUGCUUCAACCAGCUAAAGGAGUUUUUACUUUUGUAACAUUAGCUAUAUGUUUCUUGCUUGCAGUGAAAGCCUGAAAAGUCCUUAGUAGCUAAAGAGGCAACAACCUAUAAUAUGGCUUCUUCUAUCGAUGCAUGUCCUCUGAAUAAAUCUGAUCACCAGGUCUGAAACCAUAGUUGAGAACUUGAGAAACAACAGGGAUGAAUUAACUUCAAAGGAGAAGCCAACAGAAGAGGGCAAAGAACAAAAGAAAGUGAAAACUAAAAGACUUCUCUUGGGUUUAUUUGAUUUGCAUACACAUACACAGAUGCAGGAGAAUAGUUACCUAAUGAUGCUUCACAAAACUCUUCAACAUUACUUUAAAUGUCAUAAAACAGAUACAUCAUCAUCAUCAAACAGAUGGAAAGAUAUAUCAAGCAAAUUAUUCCAAUCAAUGUAUCUCUUAUUUCAUAUGUUACAUGGACAAGCCUUUGUAUGAUACAUAUACUUAACACAUGCACAAGCUCUGUUGUGUUGAUACAUUAUGAUACAGAUAGUAUAAUCAUUUUGAUAUUACACAAAA
Trifolium pratense (red clover) is the source of this 2575-nucleotide messenger RNA. RefSeq names its product pentatricopeptide repeat-containing protein At2g33760. NCBI's taxonomy places the organism in Eukaryota, Viridiplantae, Streptophyta, Magnoliopsida, Fabales, Fabaceae. Gene Ontology annotation, biological process: RNA modification. Bases 46 to 1818 code for a protein of 590 amino acids. Gene Ontology annotation, molecular function: protein binding; RNA binding; zinc ion binding. The transcript has a single exon. The record is from RefSeq and is a predicted model, not a curated record.